AUGCUCAAUGAAACAAAAGAAAUGGUCAAUGAACUUCGCACAAUCUAUCAUGAAGUUAAAGAAUUGCUACUCAAUGUUCGUAAUCAAGUUACUGAAAGACCAGACAUGAAAUCUGUACCAACGGAAAACGGAGUGAAUAUGGAUCCAGGUUCAUUGCUUUCAAACUCCCAACCUGUACUCAGUCCCGGUAGUUUACUUCCAAGUAUUCGACUUGCAAUGGAAUAUUCUGGUAAAUCAAUGACACCGUCAAAUGAAAUCUCUCAAAUAAUAUCUAAUCUACCUGAUGAUCCACUUGUCAAAGCGACAACUGCACUAAUUGAAGUUAAUCGACGGCGUAAUAAUUUAGAAAAUAAUCUUGCCACACUAGAAUCUUCCAAUACUGAUCAGUCUAUAUUUGGAUUAUUGGAUUUAAUGAGUAAAGAUAAAUCAUCAGCUGACAAAGCUCGUAUACAAGCUAUGAUUAAUGAUGCCAUUGACAAAGUAGCUCAAGAAAAAGUAAGUCUCAUGAUCAUUAAUAAUUUCUUUUCUGUAGAUCCAAAUCAUGAGAGGUAUAAACCAAUAAUCAAGUGA
Messenger RNA from Heterobilharzia americana, 570 nucleotides. Lineage: Eukaryota; Metazoa; Platyhelminthes; Trematoda; Strigeidida; Schistosomatidae. The record is from the annotation of a GenBank genome assembly.